Molecule: messenger RNA, 6674 nt
Organism: Amoebophrya sp. A120
Lineage: Eukaryota; Dinophyceae; Syndiniales; Amoebophryaceae
Source: the annotation of a GenBank genome assembly
AGGGCAGGUUAUGGAGAGUAAGUGAGAUAAAAGUCGUCCACCUGGGACUGACAUUGCCUAAGGCGAUCAUGAGCAUGACGCUUUCACCUCUGAAGUAAACCCAACCUCUUCUACCUACACAAGAAUUACACCCAUCCGGCUCAAGACACAUCCGAUUGAAAAUAGUAGGUGAAGCAGUGAGAGUGGCCGAAGUUUCACAACGCACUUGAAAAACAGAGCCUAGCACUUUGCUUUCUUUCUUCUUGUUCGCGUUUGAAAAGCAGAGCUGUGAGAAAAUUACGCAAAACGGAGAGAAAACGAACGCAGACCAAUCGCGUGCAUUCGCCGUUUGCACCAGCCCCGGAGAAGGAGACAAGAAUGGCGCAAAGUGAAACAAGCACUUGCACAGGCUGCGGCGCGCGGGAUAAGGUCAUCGAAGAGGUCCGUCUCUACACCCAGCAAAUUCGAGCGCUGCUCUCGAAAAUUGACGGGCUACUUAUCGGGCCGGACACAACACCAGCGUCUUGUAUUAAUUUACUAUUUCUGUUUCACAAUGAAUAGACAGAGGACCAGCGAUAUUUUGUUCAUAGCUUCGAGGUCCUUAGUUCUUCGCUUUCUGUGAAUUCAGAAGUUGACUUGUUAGUCAUGAAUAUCUGAUUCUGCUGCACGAUGCACACAAGGGCAGAGGAAAAAGGAUAAAACACAAGCUUGAGACUUCAUUGGAAAUCAAUAGCGCAAACAAUCGUCAGCGAAUCUUCCUCUAGGCAGGUGCAGCCAAACGCCCAACGUAUUUUAAAAACAACAGCUACUACCGGAACCGGUGGACAGCUACUAGCGGGGUCUUCAAGUACUUCGUCGUCGGCGGCAGCUAGUGCCACUGGUAUCACAUGAAUGUGUUGGUUACAAUACACGGUUUUUUUGGUGCAUCCGCGUCUCCAUUUAAAAUACUAAAACCAAUACGAAUUUUCUAAAUGUCCGCAAGCGCGAUCUAUCAUGCGGCGUUCGUGAUGAAUGCAGAUUAAAAUGUAGAAGAUGCUCGAUUUUUACAUUUUUCGUUGACGUUGCUUCAGCGACACCUGUAUCACAAAACCCGGCAACAGGUUUGUUUCAGCAACCACCAGCACUCGUGGAAAAUGUUUUGCCAGAGCCAGCAGCACCACCGCCAGCAAUUGCGGAAGUGGAUUCUUCCUCUUCAUCCCCCUCUUCGAGCAGUAGCAUCUCCCCGAUGCAUGAUAUGCAUAUUAUGGGCGGAGCAGCAGGACAAGGAGGUACCAGCGACACUACUAGUUGUUCUGUUCCGCCAAAAACUAAAAUACUUUUGUGGUGUCGACACUCAAAGACUCGUCUCUACAGAAGAGACGUGUUAGAAGUCGAUGAACAAUCGUGGUGAGUGCAACCUCGUAUCAUGCAUGAGUAGAGCUGGAAACUAAGAGACGCCAUUUGGGAUGGCGGAUGACCUCCCCUACAAACACAGAGUCGGCAUUUUUUUGGGAUCCCGGGCACAUCCACAGUUUGAAGUCCAUGUACUUGGAGUGCGCAAGCCUUGUACCAUAUCAUAAGAGAGGACGCCAACAAUAAAUAAAAUACGCAGGUAAGAGACUGACCGAUGACCCGUUCUCGCCGGAACCUUGCCUCGACCACUCUAUUGGUGAGGAGGAUAUUGCAAGAGGUAGGCAGCAGGUGCAGGACAAGACCCAGCGCAAGCGGCGUAUUAUUGCUCCCAGAAAAUAUUUCGUGAAUGAGAAUGAGCCGCAAAAGGAAAAGCCGAGUUUCGAAGGAAGUCGAUCAGUAGCAGGCGUGGUCACAAGCGGCACCGUAGACACGACAGCAGCAUCUUCAUCUACUUUUUCCGCGUUCUCAGCACCACCACCUUUGAAUUCCGCGAAGUUGCGAUUCUCAACACAGUUGAAUGAGAAGAAGAUACACGCAAAUGUACAUGCUGCAAACAUCAAAAACGAAAGUAGUACGACCAUCCUGCCGCGAGGAGCAGAACGCCUGGAAUCAUGUUCAUGCGACAACUCGUCAUUGGUGCCGGAAGGUGAGCCACUCCCACUGCUUAACUCGACUUCUCCGGUAGGGUCUUCCAACAACGCACAUGCACAACUACUAGCUCCGGCAGGGUCUUCUAGCAUCGCACCGGCAGGGUCUUCCAACAUCUUCGCUCGGAAAUCGUGUACAACAACUAGUAUUUCUACUGCAACGGGACAGGUGGAUCGUAACACAGCAGAACCCGCUGGGUUGUCAAGUAGCUCCCAGGACCCGCAAAAGCCGAUAAUUGCGGAUGCCGGGAAAGCUGCUGCAAAUGAACAUGCGUCUGCGCGGUCCAAUAGCCGAAAAGAUCGCGGUGGAAAGAUGAAAGCAGCUGCUGGAAAGGUUUCGGCAGCCCAAUUGUCCAUUGCAGCGGAGCAGCAGGCGGGGCUGCCCGGGUCUUCUUCAUCUUCGCCUUUUGUAGCUUCGUCCUCGAGUUCCACUGCUACCACAACAGCCAAGGAGAAGCAAGUAGGAAAAGCCCGGGAGACCUCCACGAAGCGGAAGCAGGGCGCAGCAAGCAGCUUCAAGCCGGCAACAAGAGCUGCGAAAAAAACUGCCGCGGCUAGUGCGAAGGACAAAAUAAAUGACGUUGCCAGCAAAGAGGGGGGCAAGAAGGUGCAGGUCGUUCUCGAAUCGUUACACAAAGAUGAAGAUGAACCAGAAGCGAGCAAACGACACAGCAGUGUGCCUCCGAGUCGACGAGAACGAGCAAAUCAGGCCAAAAAUCCAAAAGAAUUGGACCUGCCACACCCGAAAAGCGAUGACCAAGACAAGCGAAUACGGAGCAGCAGUAUUCCGGCAGUGAAAGGAACCGGCGGUGCAAAGACAGCAAUUCAGCGGGCUUUCUCGGCAGUCCUGGGGGAGCUCUACGAUACAUCGGUGAGUCCACCCCAGCCCCUCGGCGAUCCCGGAUCUUUCGGCGCAGUAUUUAUCGGCUGCAGCAAAACGUCAAAACAGCCCGUGGCCGUGAAGCUCAUCCUAGAAUCGGGCGACUAUAAGAACUCUCACGGAGAGUCUGUCGGACUGUGCCAUAGCGACGACUUGGACGACAACUACCGCGAGGUGGUUGCGCUGCAGCGGUUGGCCCGCGAGGAGGACCGACCAGAUGAGCUUCUGCACGCUGUGUCGAUUGACCGCUUCCGAGUCGUCGAUGUAACGAGCUAUUUUGGCGGGAAAAACGUCAAGACCACAACGACCGUUCUGGUAUUGUGGUUUUUGUUUGGCUCUGGCCAAGUUUUGUACUUAUAUAUUAUAGUAAUUCGGAAUAUUGUAAUUGCUGGGUGGGAUGCACCGUGUUUCAAGAUGAUACGAAAAGGUCUCAUCGAGACCAAAUAGGAUCUCGAUCUUGCAUGCAAGUAGAAGCAGGAUCUGAGUCCCUCAGAAAUAGAUAUAAAAUGAAUUUAAAUUGAAAUAUACAUUUAGGCUAUUACGAUGCCUGCUGUCGGCAAGGCUGGCCUGCUGCAUGACGAAGAGGACGCUGGCGCAGCUGGAUGGAAAUUCCGGAUCACGCUGAACAAGCUCGAGACGCAAAACAAGGGCGCGGCUGCGGCAGCUCUGCUGAGUCUCAUUUCGAGCGGCCUAGAGGGACUGGGUUUCUUGAACAACCGUUUCUCCGUGAUCCAUUUUGACGUUUCGGAAACCAAUCUCAAGCCUGUUUUGAAGCUGGUACAACUUCUUUUCAGAUCACUACAAAGAGCAGGUUUUUAAUUUUCAUUUGCGUUUUUUUUUGCUGUUUGACUUCGUGUUUCCCCUUUGGGUUUGGGAAUACAAGACAAUGCAUGCAGAAUGUUUUCGCGGAUGCUUCUAAUGUACUGUCUCCUCAAUAACAAUAUCGAUAGUUGUUUUUUUUGGAGUUCGAAGUUCAUGACGCAACACCAUUUGCUCUGCGAUUGCGAGGAAGAAGUUCUUUAACGUGAACAAGUAUGUAGAUGUACCUCAAACUACACCAGAUAAACGGGAAGAAGACGAUGCAAGCCCGCCUGCUCGACUAUGGCAAGCUCCGCUUACUAGACCACGUUACCAAGGUGGACGGAGAGUCGUACGGGAACAGUGACUUCGCCCCAGCAGCAAGGAUUGGCCCGGUUUCGGUAGUGCGGACGCGUCCCGUUACCGCAAGCAACGACUACCCCGCGCUCUCCCUAGCAGUAUGCGAAUACCUCACCGGGCGCCGGCUCGCGAAUGAGGCGUUCAACUUCAAAACGGAUAGCGGGCAAGGCUACGAUGUUCAUCGCGCCACGCUCGAAGGGCUCGCAAAGGAGCUUGCCGCCGGCGCAGGUGGCCGAGGUGGGCAAAAAUCCGCUGGAAAGAUCAGAAACCAUGAGAUCCGGCGUCCCGCCACUACCGGGGAAAAGCUGAAGAAGAACGCUACGGACGAACAGAUUGCGGAUUUUUGCCGUAAGGCGGCCGAUGAGAUUCGCGAUUGUAUCCCGGGCGACAGCACGGGUACAUCGGCGGCACUGAUCCAGGAGGUGUGUGACGCUCUACGCCAAUAAAUCAAACUGCUAUCACAUUCUACUGGGCUCUGUAAGUCUAAAUCGUGGCAGCUAACAAUCCAGAUUUUAUCGUGACACGAUCACGACGUACGUCUGAGAGAUAAAAAUAGGUAAGAAUGCGGAUUUUUACAUUCCGAAUUGCCUAGCUCCUGCCCACCUGACAAGGGAAAAUUUUCAGGUGCUGACUACUUGCUUCUAUCGCUGGCAGCUUGUCUACUGUGUUGGUAAAUAAAGCAGAAUAGUCGUUGUAGCUUUGCCGAGAGGAACAAAAUGCUUAGGUUUGAAAAGACUUCCAGAUUCUGAAAAAACAGCAGUUAGAUUUCGCAGGCAUAUUUUCUGGCGUCUCUCCUCGAGGGAGAUCUCCCCCGCGGUGUCACGGUACUUCAGCCGACUACGGAAACCGAGUUUGCGGAGCUUUUCGGCGUCAGAACGAGAAGCACCGAUGAAGGCAAACCCCUGGCGGUCCUGAGAAAAGAAGCGAGGGAAAAACUGAAAGCGCUGCUUCCGUCCGACACGCUGCUGCUAAUCGGCCAGGAUGGUAAUACGAAACGCGGCCCAGAAGCAGAAGCAAUUUGCAGACGUGACGGCAAUCUCGUCAAUCUGCAGUGAGGACAGACACAACUGAAUACAAGUAAAUGGUAAUGGACUGGCCGCAGAAGAUUACAUAAAGAACAAACAGUAGUCGAGCAAAUGAAGCGCCCCUCGCGUGUAGUAACCACGAAUCUAUGUAUUGCCUUACAGCAGGAGCCGCUGGCAUUGAAAAACUGCAGGCAGAUUUUCCAAAACUGUACAUCGGUGCAGCUUUCGUCUCCAGUAAUUAUCUCAGAACUGUAAAUAAAAAACAAAGAGCAGUGUAGAUCUGGUGAAGUAGAGAGACAAAGAAUACGUUUACGUUCAAACGACUCGCCGUUCUACAACCAGAACGCUUUCUUUUUGCUUUUUGUAAAUUUGAUACGCUUAUUCACUUUUGCUUUUGUGCCAAAGCCAAUUGACUUUUGGACAGUUUACGUUACCAAAUGUGUGUGUAGAGGAUCGUCCUCCUUGUGGUGGCGCCUAGAUUUUGCUAAGUCGAUUGUGACUUUGCGGCUCAACGUUGCAGCCUGCUGAAGAUGGUUAGGCGCAGCGUCGACGGAGCGGUACACCAAGAAAUAUUUUACUCGAUCUCGAAUGGAUUCACAUUUCAGAAGGAUCUGCUUUUAUUUACUCUAUUUAUGAACUAAACAAGACCAUUGGGGCGAUUGGUCGUCUUGACGACGACGGCGUGGAGCGGCAAUUGACCAAAGAGAGCUCGAAGUGAGACUGUAUGAUUGAAGACAAAAAUAAACGCAAAUAGUAUAUAUAGAUAUACUUAAAUCAUGAUGAGGCCUCUAGAAUGUAUAGUAGACGAGGUGCUACCUGUAUUGCUACGCGGAAGGAUUCUGCACUCAAGGAUUUGUUUCGACGCCUUUUCGUCAAGCUUUUUCUUUGCAGUAAACAACAACAAGGUAUAGUACUCUUCGCCGAUAUGGAUGUCAAUAAGAAUCUGCACUACAAUGCGACCACGAAUGAAAUAUAUUUAUAGUUUCUCGAACUCGAGGUGUAACUUAAGCUUGAAGUUGCAAACUAAAGGUAAAGGGUGGAAGUCCUUGCGAUAAAUUCGUGAUGAGUUCACAAACCUUAUUCCUUGUCAUUGUGAAUAGCUGCAGCAUUCACAUUGUGAUAGCUGCACUGUAGAAUUAUCUAGCGCGUCGAUCUAGAGGUAGAGCUUCGGCGCAGACGCAUCUAUGUCUCAUGCACUGAGAACGAGGCCAACUAGUGAUACCGCGAGCAUCGAAUUUAUAAAGUAGAACUCUUCCUUUGUGGGGUCGAAAAAGGGAAAUCCAAAAGGCGCUUUUCUUUCUUCGUGUUUGUGACAGCUUGACACGGUUGUAGUUUCAGAAUCUCCCAGGUGUUGCAAAGUUAAAGAUAAAUUCAGACUUUCUCCACCGAGGUAAUUAUUUCUUGUGGAGCGCUACAGCUUUAGCUUCACGAGUAAGAGGCGGACAGAGGCAAACCAAUACCGAUUUGGUACACCGCCCGACAUCAAAAAAAGGGAACUGUAACUGAGAAAUAAAUGCAAGAGGCGGAAUGGAAUCGCAAUGGAGGUUUUCUUUGACCAAGAGGACGCCUCGCUCAUAUAAUGAGGUUGAUCAU